AUGAAGCUUUCCAUCGCUAUCAUCGCCGCCAUCACUGGCUCCGUUCUGGCCCGUCCCUCCUCCCUCGCUGAGCGCGUUCAAUCUCGUGCUGAUGGCAGUCGCCGUCACAGGACCCAGCCCAUGAUUCUAGUCGGCACAGCCGCGAAAGAGAACGCCAAGUUCGUCGCAGACGUCGACAACACCACCGCCCACGUCGACUACUCCUCCAACUGGUCCGGUGCCGUUCUCGAGACCCCCUCCUCCGGCUACUUCAAGUCAGCCACCGGACGCUUCACCGUACCCACACCCAAGCACGUUGGCUCUGGUGGCACCGAGUCUUCCUCAGCUUGGGUCGGUAUUGACGGCGACACCUGCGGCAGCGGUCUGCUCCAAGCAGGUAUCGACUUUACCGUCAGCAGCUCCGGCGCCGUUUCCUACGACGCCUGGUACGAGUGGUACCCCGACUACGCCUACGACUUCAGCAACUUCGCCGUCAAGGCCGGCAACGUCAUCCAAGUCGACAUUGUCGCUACCUCCACCACCAAGGGCACGGUCUCACUCACCAACGUGAGCACCGGAAAGAAGGUCAGCCAGACACUUAGCGCACCUAGUGGCUCCGUCCUGUGCCGUCAGAACGCAGAGUGGAUUGUAGAGGACUUUGAGUCCGGAGGUAGCUUGGUUGCGCUGAGCAACUUUGGUACUGUUGUCUUCACCCAGGCGAGUGCUAGUUUGAGCACGGGUGGAACGGAUGGGUUGAGCGGUGCUACUAUUAUCGAUCUUAAGCAGGGUAGCACUGUUUACACUGAUGUUACUAUCAACAGCGGCUCGCAGGUUACUGUUCAGUACAUUUAG
Alternaria novae-zelandiae is the source of this 831-nucleotide messenger RNA. RefSeq lists its product as uncharacterized. The record is from RefSeq and is a predicted model, not a curated record. The transcript has a single exon. Lineage: Eukaryota; Fungi; Ascomycota; Dothideomycetes; Pleosporales; Pleosporaceae. Gene Ontology annotation, molecular function: glutamic-type endopeptidase activity. Gene Ontology annotation, biological process: proteolysis. The coding region runs from base 1 to 831 and encodes 276 amino acids.